Messenger RNA from Knipowitschia caucasica, 1461 nucleotides. Lineage: Eukaryota; Metazoa; Chordata; Actinopteri; Gobiiformes; Gobiidae. The record is from the annotation of a GenBank genome assembly.
AUGGCUUCACAAGUUGUUAAAUGGGCUCCAGAAGGCGGCGGAGACUGGUCCAGGCUUCCUCCACGUGUCAGCCUGGCUCAGAGGGGGGUCUGGGGGCCUCCAGAGCCAGACGUGGUGGUCGUUGGAGGAGGGGUUCUGGGCUCUGCGAUGGCUGCAGUGUUGGCCCAGGACGGCAGGAGGGUGACGCUGGUGGAGAGGGACCUGACGGAGCCAGACCGCAUUGUGGGAGAGCUGCUGCAGCCCGGGGGAUACAGGGCUCUCAAAGCUCUGGGGCUGGAGGCUUCAGUGGAGGGUCUGGACGCUCAUGUGGUCAAUGGUUACGUCAUCCACGACCGGGACAGUGGGGCGGAGGUGGAGAUCCCGUACCCCGAAGUGGACGGGGAUUUGCAGUGUGGCAGGGCCUUCCAUCAUGGCCGCUUCAUCAUGGGCUUGAGGAGAGCCGCCAUGGCCCAGUCCAAUGUCACUUUCAUUGAAGGCACAGUAACCAGUUUAGAGGAAGAUGACGACGGCUGUGUCACUGGAGUCCAAUACAGAGAUAAAGAAACUGGAGCUAAUAAGGUUAUCCAUGCUGCUCUGACAGUGGUGGCAGAUGGAUGCUUCUCCAAGUUUAGAAAAAGCCUUGUUUCUGGGAAAGCACAAGUCUCUUCUCAUUUUGUUGGCUGUAUUAUGAAGGACUGUCCGCAGUUCAGAGCGCACCAUGCAGAACUGGUCCUUGCAAAUCCAAGUCCAGUCCUCAUCUAUCAGAUCUCGUCCAGUGAGACCCGAGUCCUGGUGGACAUCAGGGGAGAGAUGCCACGCAGCCUCUCGGACUACAUGGUGGAGAAGGUCCACCCACAGCUGCCAGAGCACCUGCAGGAGCCCUUCAUGGAGGCUCUGCAGAACGACAGGCUGAGGUCCAUGCCCGCCAGCUUCCUCCCUCCCUCCCCUGUCAACAAACCAGGUGUGCUGCUCUUGGGCGAUGCGUACAACAUGAGGCACCCUCUGACGGGAGGCGGCAUGAGCGUGGCUCUGAACGAUGUGCGCAUAUGGAGAGAGCUGUUCCAAAAUAUCCCCGAUCUGUACGAUGACCAGGCCAUGCUGCAGGCAAAGAAAAAAUUCCACUGGGAACGCAAGUCUUCACAUUCUUUUGUGGUCAACAUUUUGGCCCAGGCCUUGUACGAGCUGUUUGCAGCCACAGACGAUUCUCUCCAAGAGCUGAGGAAAGCAUGUUUCCGAUACUUUAAGCUUGGUGGGGAGUGUGUCGCGGGACCCAUUGGUCUUCUGUCUGUUUUGUCUCCCAAACCUGUGACUCUGAUCGGACAUUUCUUUGCUGUGGCACUGUACGCGGUGUACUUUAACUUCAGAUCCGAGGGCUGGAGCUCCAAACACAAGGCUGUGUUUAAGAGUGGAACCAUCCUGUAUAAAGCCUGCACUGUGAUGUUCCCGCUCAUAUAUUCUGAAUUCCAGUACCUGGUUUACUAA